GACAACACAAACUGCUGGAUGUUCAUUUUGAAAAGCUGAAACUAAACUACAAAGAGCAGGUUUUUUUUCUUUCUCCUGCCGGAAACGCGUUGACUGCUAAUGUUGCUAGGCUAGCGUUAGCCGCAGCUAGCUCCUGCUAACACUUUCUUCCUUUCUUCUCCUGGACUUUAAGAACCUUGUUGUAAGUCCCGUGUUUUCUCAGAUACAGGCCGGGGAGAACUGCUGCAGGAUGGACCUCAGACGGGAUUCUGAUUUUAAAUUCAAAGAGGAAGUUGUUUUAAAGGAGGAGGAGGACUCAAACUGUCUGAUACAUCAAGAUGUCCAGAUUGUCCAAGUAGUUGUUGUUAAAGAGGAGCCAGAGGAGCAGAGCUGCAGUCUGGACCAGGAGGAGCCAGAGCCCCCACACAUUAAAGAGGAACAGGAGGAACCUUGGACCAGUCAGCAGGGAGAGCAGCUUCAGGGGCUGGAGGAGGCUGAUAUCACCAAGGUUACAUCCACUCCUGUCCCUGUGAAGAGUGAAGAAGAUGAAGAGAAACCUCAGUCCUCACAGCUUCAUCAAACACAAACUGAACAGAUGGAAACAGAAGCUGGUGGAGAGGACUGUGGAGGACCAGAACCAGACAGGAACUCUGAUCCAGAUAACAAGACUGGAGACUCUUCUGAAACUGAGACUGAUGACAGUGCUGAAUGGAACGAGACCAGAGAACUUCAGUCAGGUUCAGAGUCUCUGAAAAACGAUGGCAUCCCCGCCAGGGAUUUAAGACUGAGUGCUGGUAGGAAACCAUGUAGAUGCUCUAAAUGUGGGAAAAGAUUUGGACGUAGGGGAAAUCUUAAGAGACACAUGUUGUCGCAUACAGGAGAGAAACCAUUCAGCUGCUCGGUUUGUAAGAUAUCUUUUUCACGCAACGGCCGUUUACUGACACACAUGAGUAUCCACACUGGAGAGAAACCAUUCAGCUGCUCAGUGUGUAACAAAUAUUUUACCGAAAGGGGAUCUUUAAAGAAACACAUGAGAAUCCACACAGGAGAGAAACCAUUCAGCUGCUCGGUUUGUCAUAAAUCUUUUUCACGUAAUGAUUAUUUACUCUCACACAUAAGAACUCAUACAGGAGAAAAACCUUUCAGCUGCUCAGUGUGUGAGAAAUCUUUUGCGCAGUUUGGAAAUUUACAUGCACACAUGAAAACCCAGCACAAAAGAAUAACGAAGCCGCUACAAUGUUUGUAGAAGAGGUGUCAAUAUGUUUUGCAUCAAAGGGUUAAAAUAAUUUUGAAGCCUUUUUUGCCUCACUUGGGGAGUAAGGCAAGUACCGUAUUUCCUCAAUUCAAAGCCGGGCCCCUAUUAAUGACUGGCCUCAUUUAGUAACCGGGUGUAAAAACAAUUUUUAGUAAAUAAAAGCCGGCCUCUUUUAUAAGCCGGUGUCUUACCGGUGUUAUGUCAAAGUCUCCCGCUGUCCUAGUCAUUCUCUGUAAAGUCGAGCCGUUUACGCACGUUCUUCUGGGCUUUUUAGUAGUUUAGACAUUUUAAGUCCUGCUUAAAAUGAACAUUCAGCUGUUCAUUGUUUGUUUACAUCCCAGUACUUCCAAUAUGGCCGACAUCUGGGUAACUGGCUACAAUGCGCUGUGUAAAACGCUCUAAAAUGUGCCGGUCAGAGCUGCUCUGAUUUUCUUUUUUUAAUAAAAGCCUCCUUCAAAUAAUAGCCUGCCCCUAUUAUUAGCUGGGUCUCAAACUGAUUUUUUAUUAAUAGAAGCCCCGGCUACUAUCUGAGGAAAUACGGUAAAUUAACUAAAUCUUAUUUAUUUUAUUUCAUUUCAUCUAUUGCUCUUGACAGGGCAUGUAAUGUUUACAGAAAUAAAAAUCUGAUUGUGGUACAUAAAGAUCUGUAUUGUAUGUAUUAUUUAUUUUAGAACAAUUAUGUUAUAUUAAAUUAUUAUUACAAUUAUUAACUCAGAAAGAUGAUAAUCUCCUUCGUGAUACCACUUAUCCAGGAUUGUAGUUUGGAUUGUAUCCUGGGUGUGUUGAACUCGCUUCGUAGUCCAGGGCUCAGGUUUCAAUGAGGAAACAUCUGGAUGUGUAUCCUUAUUACAUCUGGAUGUUGCUUUUUAAAUUACAGUAUUGAAAUACCCUUGAAAUUAGGUGUGAUAGUUUGAUGAAUUGCUAUAAAGAAAUUAUAUUUUGUUGAAAAAUGUGAUGAAUUUGAGUCACCUGAGAAUGUUUUUUUUUGUAAUCAGGUGGAAUCAUUUCAAAUAAACAUGAGAUUUCAGAAAUGGGUUCAUUCUGUGAAUUGUACCAUCGCAUCAGUGUCAUUUCUUCUUUGUUUUUGCUUCAGUGU
Centropristis striata (black sea bass) is the source of this 2330-nucleotide messenger RNA. RefSeq names its product zinc finger and SCAN domain-containing protein 2-like. The record is from RefSeq and is a predicted model, not a curated record. Bases 230 to 1225 code for a protein of 331 amino acids. NCBI's taxonomy places the organism in Eukaryota, Metazoa, Chordata, Actinopteri, Perciformes, Serranidae. The transcript has 2 exons. Gene Ontology annotation, molecular function: RNA polymerase II cis-regulatory region sequence-specific DNA binding; DNA-binding transcription factor activity. Gene Ontology annotation, biological process: regulation of transcription by RNA polymerase II.